AUGUCAAAAAAACGUGGAUUAAGUGCCGAGGAAAAGAAGAUAAGGAUGUUGGAGAUAUUUCAUCAGAGUAAAGACUUUUUUCAGUUGAAGGAACUUGAAAAAAUUGCUCCAAAAGAAAAGGCUAUUACAAUGCAAUCUGUGAAGGAGGUAGUGCAAAGUUUGGUAGACGAUCACUUAGUUGAUUCAGAGAAGAUUGGAACUUCUAUUUACUUUUGGUCUUUUCCUAGCAAAGCAAAGAAUGCCCAGAAAAGAAAAUUUCUUGAUUUACAAACUGAAUUAGAGGAGUGUGCAAAGAAAUUGAAAAAGACAGAAGACAGUAUUGCUGUGGAAUCUGCUAACAGAGUAGAAUGUGAAGAGAGAACACAAUUAUUAUUAAUGUUUCACGAUCUAGAAAAGAAAGAGGAAAGACUUAAGAAAGAGAUGCAGAAAUACAGAGACUCAGAUCCGGAAUAUAUAAGCCAGUUGAAGACAGAGUGUCGGGAUUUAAAAAUGGCUAUCAACAGAUGGACUGAGAAUAUCUUUACAUUGAAAUCUUACAUAAAAAAUACGUUUCAUAUGGACAAUGCUACUAUUGAACAGAGUUUUAAUAUCCCUGCUGAUUUAGAUUACAUGGAAUAA
This is a messenger RNA of Arctia plantaginis, 618 nucleotides long. Lineage: Eukaryota; Metazoa; Arthropoda; Insecta; Lepidoptera; Erebidae. The record is from the annotation of a GenBank genome assembly.